ACAAAUUACUUCAUCUUCUUCCAAACUGAAAAAAACCUCGGUCUUGUCUUGUUUCUCUCAUGGCGACUUCUCUGUUGUCUCCACUUUCAUCACUCACCAAAGAGCUUCCGAGUCCCAUGACCGCUCUUCCAAAAUCUUCUUUUCUCUCCAACACCAGGGUCUUUAACUUCACCCCUUCUUCAAAAGCAAAACGCAGAGUUGAAAGGUGCUACAUAACUCCCCGGGCGGAGUCGCUGGACCACAUUCCCAAGCAAUUCAGGGAACAAAAUCUGAAGGAUGGAUGUGGGUUUUCGAUUAUCAUCUCUUCCUUUUUACGUUCCUUCUUGUAUAUUUUACCGGUUCUGGUUUUUGAUUGUUCAAAGAACGAAUUUUUAUUGGUGAUAUUGACGGACAACUACAAGAAUGUUCCUCAGUAUCUUUAUGGCCUUAGUGCUUCACAGAUGGACAUGUUCAUGACAGAAGAUAACCCUGUUCGCCGGCAAUCUGAAAGAGUUACUGAGGAAAGCAUUUCUUCUGCCCAAAACUAUUUGAACAAUGGGGGCAUGUGGAGUCUCUCUGGCAUGAAUGAUAGGGGUCCUUCAAAGUACAGUAUGAGUGUGAGCAUGUAUCGAGGAGGGGCCAGAGGAUAUGGAAGACCCAGAACUCCCCCUCCUGAUUUGCCAUCUUUGCUUUUAGAUGCUAGGAUAUGCUAUCUGGGAAUGCCGAUUGUACCUGCAGUGACUGAGCUUCUAAUUGCUCAAUUUAUGUGGCUGGAUUUUGAUGAUGCUACCAAGCCUAUAUAUUUAUACAUAAAUUCUUCUGGGACACAGAAUGAGAAGAAGGAAUCUGUUGGAUCUGAAACUGAGGCAUAUGCUAUAGCUGACGCCAUGGCUUACUGCAAAUCAGACGUUUACACUGUGAAUUGCGGCAUGGCGUAUGGUCAAGCAGCAAUGCUUCUAUCUCUUGGGACGAAGGGUUAUCGUGCUUUACAGCCAAAUUCCUCAACAAAACUUUACUUGCCUAAAGUCAGCCGAUCAAGCGGGUCUGUCAUUGAUAUGUGGAUUAAGGCCAAAGAGCUCGAUUCCAACACCGAAUACUACAUUGAGCUACUAGCAAAAGGAACAGGCAACUCCAAGGAAGAAAUUGCAAAAGACAUUCAGCGACCUAAAUAUCUACAAGCACAAGAAGCAAUAGAUUAUGGCAUUGCAGACAAGUUGAUCAGUGCCAGGGAUACAGCGUUUGAAAAACGGGACUACGAUAAGCUUCUUGCUCAGUCAAAAGCCAUGAGGCAAGCAGCAGGAGGGGUAGGUCCACAGGCAGCUCCUUCAGGGUUUAGGUGAUUACAAAGCUGUAAUGUAUGCGCUUAAUAUAUACAUAGAACAGAUAUUAGCUCAUGAAAUGUUUGUUUCCAUUUGUGAUGGAGCCAUUUGCUGUAGUUGGCGCUUCUGCUGAUCUAUAGUAAUAAUGCAGACAGUAGUGGUGUUUAUUGUAUACGUUGUAUCUGGAAAAUGGGUUAAAGUUAAAAGUUCUUCCGCGAACAUUUGGAAGGUGAA
Mangifera indica (mango) is the source of this 1532-nucleotide messenger RNA. RefSeq names its product ATP-dependent Clp protease proteolytic subunit-related protein 1, chloroplastic-like. Lineage: Eukaryota; Viridiplantae; Streptophyta; Magnoliopsida; Sapindales; Anacardiaceae. Gene Ontology annotation, molecular function: ATPase binding; ATP-dependent peptidase activity; serine-type endopeptidase activity. Gene Ontology annotation, cellular component: endopeptidase Clp complex. The transcript has 9 exons. The record is from RefSeq and is a predicted model, not a curated record. The coding region runs from base 60 to 1319 and encodes 419 amino acids. Gene Ontology annotation, biological process: protein quality control for misfolded or incompletely synthesized proteins.